AUGACGAAGAAGAGCAAAGGAGGUAAAGAAGAUAAGACGGCGAUAGAAACCACAAGCAAAAGCGUUUCUGGGAAAUCUCAGAAACAGAAGAAACCAGUUGAGAAGGAAGUAGAAAAAGAACUGAUAGAAGAAUCUGGAACUGAUUCUGAUUACGACGGUGAUAGUUUGUCCGGGUCUUUGAAUUCGGAUGAUUUCGACUCCGAUAUCUUCGAAUCAGAAGAUGAUGUAACACAGGGAGGAACAGAAGAAGAUGGAGGAGAUGGUGAAUCAUCUCAAGACGAGCUGCUUGAUAACGAGGGCUCAAUUGAUAAUGAGGAUGGUGAGGAUGGAAGUGAGCAAAUAGAUAGUGAUAAUAAUGAGGAAGAAGAUGGGAGUGAUGAAGGUUCUGAUCGAGAUGAAGCGGUUGAAGAGAGCGAUUCCUCUGAAGAUGAGGUUGCUCCUAGAAAUACAGUUGGGGAUGUUCCCUUGGUGUGGUAUAAAGAUGAGAAACAUAUUGGUUAUGACAUCACCGGGAAGAAGAUUACUAAAAAGGAAAGACGAGACAAACUUGACUCUUUUCUUGCAGCUAUGGAUGACUCUAAGAAUUGGCGCAAAAUUAAUGAUGACUAUAAUGACGAGGAAGUGGAGCUGACUAAAGAGGAGUGCAAGAUGGUUGGUAGAUUGCUCAAAGGGGAAGCUCCACAUGCUGACUUUAAUCAAUAUGCGGAUUAUGUUGACUGGUUCAAAUGGCCUGAUGCAAUACAUCCACUCUCAAGUGCACCAGAACCCAAGCGAAGGUUCAUCCCUUCAAUAUGGGAGGCUAAAAAGGUUGUUAAGCUUGUUAGAGCAUACCGGAAGGGGUUGAUCAAGUUUGUUAAGCCUGAAGAAGAGCCUCAAGAAGGGCCCGUUCCAUAUCUUUUAUGGGAAGACGCUUCGACUUCUGAUCAAAAGAACAAGCAUUUAACUUAUAUUCCUCCACCCAAGCUAAAAUUGCCAGGACACGAGGAGUCAUACAAUCCUUCUUUGGAAUAUAUUCCAACAGAGGAGGAGAAAGCCUCGUAUGAAUUGAUGUUUGAGGAAGAUCGUCCAAAACUCAUUCCUACCAGGUUUACAUCUCUGAGAAGCAUCCCAGCGUAUGAGAAUGCACUGAAGGAGUCUUUUGAACGUUGUUUGGAUCUAUACCUAUGUCCGAGAAUUCGAAAGAAGAGAAUAAACAUCGAUCCUGAAUCUUUGAAGCCGAAACUACCUAGUAGGAAGGAUCUUAGACCCUAUCCUAACUCAUGUUAUCUUGAAUAUAAAGGCCAUACAGGGGCUGUUACCUCCAUAUCCACUGAUAGUUCUGGCCAGUGGAUAGCCUCAGGUUCAACUGAUGGAUCUGUUCGUAUUUGGGAAGUGGAGACUGGUAGAUGUCUUAAGGUCUGGCAGUUUGAUGAACCUAUUAAGUUUGUGGCUUGGAAUCCUCUUUCCAGUCUUCCAGUUUUAGCCAUCGCAAUGGGACGAGAUUUGUUUUUCCUGAACACCGAACUUGGGAAUGAUGAGGAACAGGAAGUUAUUAAAGAGAUGUUUCACUCAGAAAACAUUCCAGAACCAGAAGCGUCUGUUGCUGCAAUUGUAACCUGGCUACCAGAUGAGUUGUAUGGAGGGAUCAAAAUCAGACAUUUUAAGAACAUAUCAUCCAUAGACUGGCACCGUAAAGGAGACUAUCUCUCAACAGUGAUGGCAUCAGGCGAAACGCGAGGAGUGGUACUGCACCAACUCUCGAAAAAGAAAACACAGAGGCUCCCAUUUAAGAUCCGUGGGCUGCCAGUCUGUACACUAUUUCAUCCAAGCCUAUCUUACAUAUUCGUGGCGACAAGAAAGGACGUGCGUGUUUACAAUCUUUUGAAGACAGGCUUGGCCACGAAAAAGCUUGAGACGGGAAUGAGAGAAAUCUCAUCCAUGGCGAUUCAUCCAGGUGGUGAUAAUUUGAUAGUAGGAAGCAAAGAAGGGAAGAUGUGUUGGUUUGACAUGGAUCUGUCUUCAAAACCAUACAAGACGCUAAAGAAUCAUCCGAAGGACAUAACGAAUGUGGCAGUUCAUAGAUCAUAUCCGUUGUUUGCGUCUUGCUCAGAGGAUUCAACAGCUUACGUAUUCCAUGGGAAGGUGUAUAAUGAUCUGAACCAGAAUCCUCUGAUUGUGCCGUUGGAGAUUCUAAGAGGUCAUUCUAUUAAAGGAGGAGUCUUGGACUGCAAGUUCCACCCAAGACAACCAUGGCUAUUCACCGCAGGGGCUGACUCAAUAAUCAAACUCUAUUGCCAUUAAAAUGAUUUGGUUUGGUUUCAGAGUCGCAUACAAUGAAUGAAGGACAUUGGAUCCUCGAAGUAGUUGUAGUAGAGAAAGGAAAAAAGGAUCGUGUCACUUGAAAGGCUAAAAACUGGAUUAUCAAGACUUGGAACUAUGACUAAUCAACGGUAAUGAUGUGGCGUUUUUAUCAAAACGGGGGGCAAAAGAGGGAAGUUACAUAGAAGCUCUGAGGAUAAAAUCGUCUAAAACGCGUCAAAUGGUUAGAGAAGUUAACUUAGGCCCAAAGCAAAAGAAAAUGGAUUUAGCCGAAUUAAAAUCAGAAUCCGGAACGUUCGAGCGCCACGUCA
Molecule: messenger RNA, 2609 nt
Organism: Camelina sativa (false flax)
Lineage: Eukaryota; Viridiplantae; Streptophyta; Magnoliopsida; Brassicales; Brassicaceae
Product: ribosome biogenesis protein BOP1 homolog
Biological process (GO): ribosome biogenesis; maturation of LSU-rRNA from tricistronic rRNA transcript (SSU-rRNA, 5.8S rRNA, LSU-rRNA)
Cellular component (GO): preribosome, large subunit precursor; PeBoW complex
Molecular function (GO): protein binding; ribonucleoprotein complex binding
Source: RefSeq, a predicted model, not a curated record